AUGGUUACAAGAGGAUGCUUGCUCAGAUCAUUGCUAAAAACUGAUCUGCUUCAGACUCGAAUUCUGCUGCCCAACUCGUGCAAAACAUUAUUGCAAUUUCAUCACAACUGUCCUUUUGGCAUCGUGCAAAAUUCAGUGACCUUCCUAAAAAUAAUAAAGAUUACUCAAGACAAAGUGGCUACUCUCAACAAUUCAAAAGACACCAGCCCUGCACAUUUUGAUAUGCUAAAAUCGAGUGAACCUAUUUUGGAUGAACUACUUGCACAGGAAGAAGAAUGUUGGAAACAAUGUUCUCAAGUUUCUUGGUUAAAGUCUGGUGACUCAAAUACAAAAUUCUUCCAUCAAAAAGCAAACAGUAGGCACUCCUACAAUACUAUCAAAUCUCUGAUUGAUGAUCAAGGCAAUGAACAUUCCUCUCUAGAGGGUAUUAGUAGAACAAUUGAAGAAUAUUUCAACAAUAUUUAUGCUACUGAUGGCAUAGAUUCAGAGGCUCUCCAUCAUGUUAUCUCUUCUGUUCCAUGUAAAAUCACAGCUGAUAUGAACCAGAUUCUAACUCAACCAUACACUACUGAAGAUGUCUACACUGCCCUUAAUUCUAUGAGUGAAGACAAUAGUCCUGAUCUUGAUGGAAUGUCAGUUAUGUUCUACACUAACUAUUGGCACAUUGUGGGAGACUUGGUCACCAAAACUGUUCUCAAUAUCCUUAAUAAUGGGGUUGAUCCAUCUUCUUUAACAAGACUUUGA
Molecule: messenger RNA, 744 nt
Organism: Cannabis sativa
Lineage: Eukaryota; Viridiplantae; Streptophyta; Magnoliopsida; Rosales; Cannabaceae
Exons: 1
Coding region: 1-744 (247 amino acids)
Source: RefSeq, a predicted model, not a curated record